UAGGCGGUGGAGUCACGCUGCCCAGCCCAAACUCACGUAGCCUAUUUCUCUCCGCGCGGCGUCGUGCUGCUGAGGAUCUUCCUCUAAAUCAAAGCAACUUCUGGAGCAGUAUUCAUCCACACCGACUUUAAAGUAAAGUACAGUAAAGUACAGUAAAGGAAAGAAAAUGGCUCAGUUUAACAAAGGACCCGCUUACGGUUUAUCAGCUGAAGUUAGGAGCAAGAUUGCUCAGAAGUAUGACCUACAGAAGGAGGAGGAGCUGCGCUUCUGGAUCGAGGAGGUCACCGGCAUGCCGAUUGGAGAGAACUUCCAGUUGGGGCUGAAGGACGGCGUCAUCCUUUGCGAGCUAAUCAACAAACUCCAGCCUGGCUCUAUAAAGAAAAUUAACCACUCCAAACUCAACUGGCAUAAGCUGGAGAACCUGGGCAACUUCAUCAAAGCCAUUCUCACAUAUGGCCUGAAGCCAAAUGACAUAUUUGAAGCCAAUGACUUGUUUGAGAAUGGAAACAUGACGCAGGUCCAGACCACAUUGCUCGCCCUGGCUGGCAUGGCAAAGACCAAAGGCUUGGACACCAAGGUUGAUAUUGGUGUGAAGUAUGCAGACAAGCAGGAACGCUCGUUCAACGAUGAGAAGUUAAAGGCUGGAAACUGUGUCAUUGGCUUACAGAUGGGGACAAAUAAAUGUGCCAGUCAGGCUGGUAUGACUGCUUAUGGCACCCGAAGACAUCUUUAUGAUCCAAAGACCCAAACAGACAAGCCUUAUGACCAGACUACCAUUAGCCUGCAGAUGGGCACCAAUAAGGGAGCAAGUCAGGCUGGCAUGGGUGCCCCCGGCACCCGGCGAGACAUCUACGACCAGAAGGUGUCUCUGCAGCCGAUGGACAACUCCACCAUCUCUCUGCAGAUGGGCACCAACAAAACAGCCUCGCAGAAGGGCAUGAGUGCCUAUGGUCUGGGCAGGCAGAUCUACGACCCCAAAUACUGCCCCUCAUCUGGGGAGCCUGGAGCCCACACCAACGGCAGCCAGGGCACCGGCACCACUGGAUCCGAGGUCAGCGACACUGACUACCAGGCUGACUACCAAGCAGAAUACCACCAAGAGUACCAGCCGCAAUACGAUGAGUACCGUGGCCACUAUGACCAGGGCAUCGAUUAUUAGGUGGCUGAAUUACAGUGUUCAGAUCAAGAAGAUUUUUUUUUCCUCCUUGUUUUGGUUCUUAUUUCAACAGAGCAAGAUUUCUUUCCUUGCUGGCCUUACAAACUGAUGCAGAGGGAGCAAAAAGUUGCCUUAAUACUCAUUCCUGUGUAGAUUGUCAGUAUUGUAUUUUUUUUUUUUUUCUUAAUUACUGAGAAUUAUGUUUGGAACAUUUUUUUUUUCCUUUUUUAAAGCCUGUUUUAACCUGGGUGUUUUUGGAAGUGUGCAGCCUCUCCCUCAGAGUCUUCUUUGUCCUCCUGUAAUUUGAUUUAGUUUGAUUACGGGACGUUCAUCUCAUUCUGGCUGUGUCUCAUUGUCUCAGUGCUCUUGGACUCUGAGCUCAAGGACAGUGGGAGGGGCUUGAGUACCUCUUCCUGAAAGUUUGCUUAGUUUCCCAUGCCCGGACAGGAAGCUGUCAAGUCCCUAGCUGUCGUUUUUAAACACAAAGCCUCUUUUAGAUUCAUUGGCCUUUAAUUAGUUUGAUCUAACAGUGGUUUUGUUACUUGUGCCAUAUAUUUCUCCUCUUUUAGGCAACCUUUCCUUUUCUGUUGUAUUCUUUGCUUUUGUAUUUAUUGCCACUGUCACUUGAUAUGGUCCUGUCAAAUUAUUUUUUAAUGAAUAAAUUUUUACAUAUGACA
Molecule: messenger RNA, 1833 nt
Organism: Pangasianodon hypophthalmus (striped catfish)
Lineage: Eukaryota; Metazoa; Chordata; Actinopteri; Siluriformes; Pangasiidae
Product: calponin-3
Exons: 7
Coding region: 167-1159 (330 amino acids)
Biological process (GO): actomyosin structure organization
Molecular function (GO): actin binding
Source: RefSeq, a predicted model, not a curated record